Molecule: messenger RNA, 2694 nt
Organism: Molossus molossus (Pallas's mastiff bat)
Lineage: Eukaryota; Metazoa; Chordata; Mammalia; Chiroptera; Molossidae
Gene: KCNA7
Product: potassium voltage-gated channel subfamily A member 7
Exons: 2
Coding region: 121-1491 (456 amino acids)
Biological process (GO): potassium ion transmembrane transport; protein homooligomerization
Cellular component (GO): membrane; voltage-gated potassium channel complex
Molecular function (GO): delayed rectifier potassium channel activity; protein binding
Source: RefSeq, a predicted model, not a curated record
CUAUUUUUACGCGUGGACAUCGGACACCAGGCUGGGGCGGCGGCGGCGGCGGCCGAGGUGGGGCUGGGUCGGGCGUCGGGGCCACACGUCCGUCCGCGGGUCACUGGGGCUGCGCGCGCCAUGGAGCCGCGGUGCCCGCCGCCGUGCGGCUGCUGCGAGCGGCUGGUCCUCAACGUGGCCGGGCUGCGGUUCGAGACGCGGGCGCGCACAUUGGGCCGCUUUCCGGACACGCUGCUCGGGGACCCGGCGCGCCGGAGUCGCUUCUACGACGGCGCGCGCCGCGAAUACUUCUUCGACCGCCAUCGGCCCAGCUUCGACGCCGUGCUCUACUACUACCAGUCCGGCGGGCGGCUGCGGCGGCCGGCGCACGUGCCGCUCGACGUCUUCCUGGAGGAGGUGGCCUUCUAUGGGCUGGGCGCGGCGGCGCUGGCGCGCCUGCGCGAGGACGAGGGCUGCCCGGUGCCGCCGGAGCGGCCCCUUCCCCGCCGCGCCUUCGCGCGCCAGCUCUGGCUGCUCUUUGAGUUCCCCGAGAGCUCGCAGGCCGCGCGCGUGCUCGCCGUCGUCUCUGUGCUCGUCAUUCUCGUCUCCAUCGUCGUCUUCUGUCUCGAGACGCUGCCCGAUUUCCGUGACGAACGCGACAAGCCGGGGCUUGCAGCGGUGCUUGCUGCGGGACCGUUUCCGUCUCGGCUGAACGGCUCCAGCCCUGUGCCUGGACCCCCACCUCGCACGCCCUUUGAUGACCCGUUCUUUGUGGUGGAGACACUGUGCAUCUGUUGGUUCUCUUUCGAGCUACUGGUGCGCCUGUUGGCCUGCCCAAGCAAGACAGCCUUCUUCAAGAAUGUGAUGAACCUCAUUGACUUUGUGGCCAUCCUGCCCUACUUUGUGGCGCUGGGCACGGAGCUGGCCCGGCAGAGGGGGGUGGGCCAGCCAGCAAUGUCAUUGGCCAUCCUGCGAGUCAUCCGACUGGUACGCGUCUUCCGAAUCUUUAAGCUGUCUCGGCACUCAAAGGGCUUACAGAUCUUGGGGCAGACUCUACGAGCCUCCAUGCGUGAGCUGGGCCUCCUCAUCUUCUUCCUUUUCAUCGGUGUGGUCCUUUUCUCCAGUGCAGUCUACUUUGCUGAGGUCGACCGGGAAGACUCCUAUUUCACCAGCAUCCCUGAGUCUUUCUGGUGGGCAGUGGUCACCAUGACUACAGUUGGCUAUGGAGACAUGGCACCAGUCACUGUGGGUGGCAAGAUAGUGGGCUCUCUGUGCGCCAUCGCUGGUGUGCUGACCAUUUCCCUGCCUGUGCCCGUCAUUGUCUCCAAUUUCAGCUACUUUUACCACCGGGAGACAGAGGGCGAAGAGGCGGGGAUGUACAGCCAUGUGGAUACACAGCCCUGUGGCCCACUGGAGGGCAAGGUCAAUGGGGGAUUGGUGGAUGGAGAGCUGCCUGAGUUAUCACCUCCACUCUGGCCCCCCCCUGGAAAACACAUGGUGACUGAAGUGUGAGGGACAGUUGAGGCCUGCAGGACCUCAUAUUUCCUUGGAGGGAGGGUAGGGUGGAGGGGAAGGUCGGGGGGAGAGGUUGGGUUUAGGAAGAACUAGGUUAAGUGGUAAUGAGCCGAGGAACACUGAGUCUUAUUGGUUCUUGUGUUGCGGUUAGGUACUCCUGUAGGUACCUCCUUAGGUGGCAAUAAAUGGCAGUGGGUUAUGCUGAGCUCAGGGGGAGGCUGCAUUAGUUUGUAUCGCGUUGGUGUUUGUAAGGCUGUGGAGCCUUUUGAGGUAGUGUUGAGAUAGCUUUGGUCACAUAGCUUUGUGAGUUUCUUUGUUCUGUGUUGGGUUGGAUGAGUCUUGUCCAACUGAAUUGUGCAGGUUUCUGGGGUUUGAUGAGUCCUCUAGGGCCAUGUUGGGUCAAGAUGUGUGGCCACCCAUGGCACUGUUGGGAUUGGAUGCGUGUUCAUGCAUGGUGGUGUGGAGCUGAAACAUGUUGGAAAUUGGCUUUGUGAUUCUUCGGGAGCUAUGUUAUUUUAGGUUCUGUGAACUUGUGAGUCAUGUAGAAGAGUCAAGUGAUAGAAUGUGAACUUUCUAGGUCAUGUUAGGUUAAGUUGGGUUGGAACAUAUGAUCGAAUGAGUCUGUGGGGUUGAAUCAUGUGGAGUUAUGAGGCUGGAAGUUUGCAGGGCUACACGGAGCUGAGCUAUAUUGAGUUGUAUAGCCAUGUGCAUCUCCUAGGACCAGUUCAUGGAGCCUUACAUUGAGUUUGUCACUGUGUGUCUAGUAGGAAUGUUGGCUUGAGUUGGACUGUAUGGAUGAACUCCACAGAGCCAUGUUGGUUUGUUUUGGGUUUAGUGGCAGCACCAGGACCCAAGGAUAUCAGGGAGCUAAUGCAAUGCUGUGGACUCUGGGAGACAAACUGAACUGGACACUCCUGCCAUUGACCUCACACCUGCUUCUUUUUGCCUGAAACCCCCUUACUAUCUGUCUUCAUCUACAGAUUUGCUUCCAGACAUGGACAUCAGAGCCACAAGGGGAGGGGGAAAGAGGGAGACACUAUGUGUACUCUGUCCAGACAUGAGGGGGGCAGAAACCCAGAAGAGACAGAUAGAGACCUAAGAAAGAAUACUCAGAGAAAGAGAUAGAAACCCAGACAAGAGAGGAUGAAUACCCAAAGAGAGGAGAAGGAGACAAAGACCCAGAGGGAAGCCUGGCCAGUG